Messenger RNA from Microcebus murinus (gray mouse lemur), 3559 nucleotides. Its product is annotated as bcl-2-like protein 2. Gene Ontology annotation, molecular function: poly(A) binding; BH domain binding. Gene Ontology annotation, biological process: regulation of apoptotic process; extrinsic apoptotic signaling pathway in absence of ligand; release of cytochrome c from mitochondria. Gene Ontology annotation, cellular component: nucleus; mitochondrial outer membrane. The record is from RefSeq and is a predicted model, not a curated record. NCBI's taxonomy places the organism in Eukaryota, Metazoa, Chordata, Mammalia, Primates, Cheirogaleidae.
CCGGCGCCGGGCCCUCCCCCUGCCCCCCCUUCUCCUCCCUCCUUCCUUCCCUCCCUUCCUCCCUCUCUCCCUCCCUCCCAGCUCCUGCACCAGGAAACGGCCCGGAUCCCGGCAGCGGCCUGACCCGGCUCCAGGCUGGCCGGGAGGAUGAAAGGCCCCAGCUGGGGGCUCCUUGCCACCAGUGCUGGGUCCUAAGAGCUGCCAUCCAGGCUGGCCGCCCGGAUGGCGACCCCAGCCUCAGCCCCAGACACACGGGCUCUGGUGGCAGACUUUGUAGGCUAUAAGCUGAGGCAGAAAGGUUAUGUCUGUGGAGCUGGCCCAGGGGAGGGCCCAGCAGCUGACCCGCUGCACCAAGCCAUGCGGGCAGCUGGAGAUGAGUUCGAGACCCGCUUCCGGCGUACCUUCUCUGAUCUGGCAGCUCAGCUGCAUGUGACCCCAGGCUCAGCCCAGCAGCGCUUCACCCAGGUCUCCGAUGAACUUUUCCAAGGGGGCCCCAACUGGGGCCGCCUUGUGGCCUUCUUCGUCUUUGGGGCUGCACUGUGUGCUGAGAGUGUCAACAAGGAGAUGGAGCCACUGGUGGGACAAGUGCAGGAGUGGAUGGUGGCCUACCUGGAGACACGGCUGGCCGACUGGAUCCACAGCAGUGGGGGCUGGGCGGAGUUCACAGCUCUAUACGGGGACGGGGCCCUGGAGGAGGCGCGGCGUCUGCGGGAGGGGAACUGGGCAUCAGUGAGGACAGUGCUGACGGGGGCCGUGGCACUGGGGGCCCUGGUAACUGUAGGGGCCUUUUUCGCUAGCAAGUGAGAAAGUCCCAGGGCCAGGUGGGGCUAGGUAUGGCUGGGGGCCAGGAGAGCAGGAACAGAACAGAGAAAUGCCCUUGGAAGAAGUGGAGUGAAUGGAUGGGCGGGCAUGGAGCAGGGAUGGGCAGGGGAAAGGUAGUGUGUGAGGGAGCUGAGUAUGCCAGGCAGGCAAUUGGAAGAGUGAGCUGGAGACAUUGGGGAAUGUUUUGGGAAGGUCAAGGGAGCAGGAGAUGGAGUCAUUCCAGGGUUGGGGGGAGGAGGGAGGGAUCAUGCCUAUAGGUGUGGGCACGUGAAACUACCUGGAGCCUGGUUUGCAGCCCUGAGGAAAGUGGACUUUCAUGAGGGUUGCGUCUCCAUUGGAUGACUGGGAUUUGGGGAACGCAGAAGGCACAUCCCUUUGGAAUGGAAACUCAAGGUUCUCAGGUGAUAGGAAGAGGUGGCUGUGACAGUGGGCUGCUUGGACACACGUGUGCAUGUGCACGCGUGCUCGUGUGCAUGCUGGGCUGCUUGUCUAAUCUAAUCUGGUGGUGGUGGGAUUCCUCAAGGAGAAAACAUUCCUCUUGUCAUGGCAAGAACAAGGGGCAGUUCUCUGUCCCUCCUCCUAACCUUCUCCCCACCUCCACAUUUCCCCUCCCCUUGCCCUGAUGCCAGAAAGUCCUUAGCAGGACUUUGGAGACAAGAACGGUUCUGCAGUUGGCCUCGUUCCUUCAUCAUCCCCCUUCCUUGUGCAUCUCACACUUGCUGCUGCCUCCUGGGCUCUGACAGAAGGACAGGGCUGUGGAGACUUGGUGGGUGGAGGCUUAGGUAGCUGGACUUGCCUGCCACCCUCCCCUCCCACUGGGGCACAGUGGUGCCUGAAGUGUACCCUAUCUCUGGGACCUCUGUAUCCAAACUGAAACUCUAAAUUGGGGCCCUAAUUUUUCUUUUGAGAGGGUGGAUGUAAAUGCCAAUCUAGAAUACACUCUGGGUCCUGCACUGUGUCUCAGUGAGACUGUUUCUGCCUUGAGAGGACCAUUCCAGCUCUGAACCCCAUGGGUGUGAGGGUGAUGGGUACUCCAUGACUGGCCUAUUCUGUGUGGUGGGCUUUGGUGCUGCUUUAUCAGGGGCCAGGAGUAUGGGUUCUAGAGUACCUACCAUGACCGAGAAGCAUUUACAUUUUCUUUGAAACCACGCUGUUUGCAUGAGUGUUACUUGUCUGUACCUCAGAGUCUGAGGAUAACUUUAGAACUCACAGUCCUCUAGAACAGAUUCGGAUUAUAGCUUUUUCUUUUGAGGAAGAAAUGAUUCACUCCAGUUGCAUGCCCUGAGCCAGACCUCACUGCUGCACUUUCCAAGGUGCUAAAAUUGCUGCUCUCCAAUGCUGACUUUCAGAAACAGUGCUCUAGAACCCUGACCAUGAUCCUGAGCACUGAUCAGCUUAGCUAGACCAUGGUUGACUCUUCUUGGAGAUUUUCACUUGGUCCCAGAAUGUGGCAACAUAGUUGUGCUUGAUAGAAUGUGGGACCAAAUUGGCCUCAGGGGUUUAGUCCAGACUUUUGCUUUUGAGAGAGGACUGCACUUUCUAGUGGUAUUUAUAGGGGAGGUGGUUGACUGCAUGUGCUACUUGGUCUGUUGUGAGUAUGCUGAUACCAGAAACUCAGAGCUGGUCUGUGGCAAGCAGUGGGGUGGGGGGUCUCUGACUUUGCUCAGGACAAACUAGGCCAGUGGUUUUCAAACUGCUUGGCAGAGCCCCGAAGUUUCCUAGGAGUUGCCUCAGGAGUCCUUGGGGAGAUGAAGGGGGUAGGGGGGCUGAGCAGGCUGGGCAACUUGCCCUCAAACAGAACAGCUCCCCUUGUAGCUGUCUUACAUAUCGGGGUUCAGGGUAAGAUUUUAUUUGCAUUAAGGGAUUUGUUGCUAAAAAAAAAAAAAGUUGGAAAACCACUGACUAGAUCAUUAGCUCCAAAUUGGAGCCUGUGCUCCCUCAGGUUUGGGGCAGACUCUUCACCCUACCCUCUACCACAGGACGCCAUCCCAGUUAGCAUUCCUGCAGGCCUUUAGCAAACAGGGGCAGCAGGGACCAUGGCCAGAUUACCAAAAUGUUCUGCUUUGAGGCCCUCACACCUGGGUAGAAGGAGAGGCUAUUUUCUGAAAAGGUAAAGGGCUUGGUCUGGAUUCCCAGAAGUAUAGCUUGGAUGGGACCACAGGGGGUAGUUUUGACCUGUCCUGCCCUUCUUAGUUGGAGGGGCAAUGGAAACCCCAGAGACCCUUCUGUCAGGGAAAACUAGGGACUCUCUUCUAGAGCCAUAUAGUUGCUUGGGAUUAGCUCUUGGCCAAGACGGCUGAGUAUGGCUCCCAAUUUUUAAAUCCAUUUCCUUUUUUAAAAAAAUAAGGGAAAUAAAUAUAAUUGUCAUUUUUCAAAGAUAAAAUAGGUGGAGAGGGUGUUUCUUGCUCUCCAGAGCCCAAAGGGACAAAUAGGGACUUUGCUUAGGCCAAGGAAGGAGCGGAAAUAGGGCAACUCGGUCCUAAGAUUAUUAAUCCUCCUCUCCCACUCCCCACUUAUUCUAGGGCAUACAUACACUAUUUUACUUUUUUAAAUCAUAAAACAACAGAACAGAUUUGGUUAGUUUAGAAGAAAAGAAGAAGCUCUAUAAAUAUAAAUAUAUAUUCCUGUAUUUUUAUUUAAUAAUUUAUAAAUACCAAGUUCAUUUGACUUUUAUUUUUGUGUAAUAUGUAAUUGUCGUAUUAAAAAAAUAAAUAAAGCCCAGAGUUUAAUGAGAAGG